Epinephelus fuscoguttatus (brown-marbled grouper) is the source of this 2346-nucleotide messenger RNA. RefSeq names its product serpin peptidase inhibitor, clade F (alpha-2 antiplasmin, pigment epithelium derived factor), member 1 (gene serpinf1). Lineage: Eukaryota; Metazoa; Chordata; Actinopteri; Perciformes; Serranidae. The coding region runs from base 161 to 1375 and encodes 404 amino acids. Gene Ontology annotation, molecular function: serine-type endopeptidase inhibitor activity. The record is from RefSeq and is a predicted model, not a curated record. Gene Ontology annotation, biological process: negative regulation of angiogenesis; negative regulation of endopeptidase activity. The transcript is spliced from 8 exons.
CCCGGCGCUCUGCUGGUAGCAGCGGGGGCGCGCGCAGCUGCGGGUAAAGAGUCUUCUCCUGUGAGGGGAGAGACAGUCUGACAGACAGUCUGACAGACAGUCUGAGAGAGAGUCUGAGAGAGAGUCUGAGAGACGUGGACCGUCCGGGAGCACAGAGAGGAUGAAGCGAACAACCUUCCUGCUGGUGUUUGGAGUCGUCCUGAGCUGCUGUCAGGCUCAGUCGGAGACAGGAGGCGAGGAGACGGACGCACAGGAGGAACAUGUGGAGCUCUUCACCACCCCGACUACUAAGAUGGGCGCCGCCACCUCAGACUUCGGCUAUAACCUGUUCCGCGCCCUGGCGAGCCGCGAGGCAGCCACCAACGUGUUCCUGGCCCCCAUCAGUGUGUCCGCGGUCCUGACGCAGCUCUCGCUGGGAGCAUCUGAGCAAGCUCAGAGGCAGCUGUUCCGGGCUCUGAGGUAUCACACCCUGCAGGACCCUCAGCUCCACAGCACCCUGAAAGACAUGCUGGCUUCAGUCAGGACGACCGGGAAAGGCCUGAGUACUGCUGCACGCAUCUACCUGGCACGACGACUUCGGCUGAAGCCGGAGUUCUUCGACCUCGUGGAGCAGCAGUAUGGAGUUCGUCCCAAAGCGCUGCAGGGGGGAACCAAAGAUCUGAAAGACAUCAACGACUGGGUGUCCCAAGAGACGGGCGGGAAGGUACAGCGUCUCCUCACCAAGUCCCUCCCCCGAAACUCUGGCGUGAACACCGUGAGUGCCGCCUACUUUAAAGGGAAGUGGGUGACUCGCUUCGGUCAGACUGGAGCCAUGGAGAACUUCGAAGUGGAGGGCAAGGCACCGGUUCGCGUUCCCAUGAUGCAACAGGAUAACUACCCCAUUAAGAUGGGUGUCGACUCAGAUUUGAGCUGCACGAUCGCUCAGAUCCAGAUGCAGGACGACAUCAGCAUGUUUGUCUUCCUCCCCAAUGAGGUGACGACCAACAUGACGCUGCUGGAGGAGAGUCUGACCGCUGAGUUCGUCCAGGACCUCUCCUUGACGCUCCAUCCUGCCCAAGUGUCCCUCACUCUGCCCUCCCUGAGACUCAGCUACUCCACAGACCUGCUGCCACUGCUCAGCGAUGUUGGUCUCUCUGAAUGGCUAGCUGACACGAACUUGGAGAAAAUCUCGACCCAGCCGGCCAAGCUCAGCAGCGUCAAUCAUAAGGUUGUCAUGGAAACGGCGCCCGAGGGGAACCAGUACGCCAGCACCACCUCAACGGCUCAUCUGACCUACCGAGUGGACCGACCCUUUAUGUACCUGAUCCGAGACGAAGCGUCGGGGGCACUGCUGUUCAUCGGCAGAGUGGUCAACCCCAAAGACCUGACGAUAUAACACGCACACUCGUGCACACACACACGCACGCACACACGCUAUGAGGGGUCAAACGUUUCACCCAACCACACUACAACGCGUCACUUGCGCCUACGUAGGACACAUGAGAUCUAAUCAAACCACGUGAGCGCAUGCCUACAUUUACAUAGGGUUACUAUGGAGACACGAGUGUUACACACACGCCCGCUACAUGACGCGCAGGCGUUGUGCGCUCCACUCACACGAUGCGCUCACACGUCUUAUCAGUAUGCGUGCACAGUGCGUUACAAACGCUACACAUACACUACACCUGUGUGUCUACGCACGCACGUACGAUUAGCAGAGUUAGCAUAGCGAUGCUACGUGUCACGUCUGUAACACGACGUGUUGUUGGUUCAACAGCUGACACUUUUGACGCCUGUGAUUACAUGACGUGUCUACGCACGCACGUCUGAUUAGCAUAGGAAGCUAGUUAGCAUAGCGAUGCUACGUGUCACACGUCCGUAACACGACGCGUUGUUGGUUCAACAGCUGACACUUUUGACGCCUGUGAUUACAUGAUGUGUCUACACACGCACGUCUAAUAACCACACGUUCAGGCGUGUGCAGGCAUUGCACGCGCAGUGCAUGUGUAACAAGUACACGGUGAUGGUUGCACACGCAAUUUACACAUAUCAAGUACGCAGUGAAUGCAGUGUGUAUGUGUUCGCUGAUACGUUUGACCCCUCAUACACACACACACACACACACACACACACACACACACACACACACUCUUAGCAGGUCCUAGGAGGGAUUCCAGGUGUUUGCUUUUGUUUCUGGUGGCAGAUAUUUUUGAGGAUAUUGGAUUGGAUUUUACUUUCAGGCUAAAACAUGUGAUCACAUCACCCUGAUACUCAAACACACUCUGAGCUCACCAAAGGAUUGUUUUUUUUCUAAGGAAUCAAAUAUUGUCAUUUGUGGUACAAGAAAUAAACGACAAUGAAACAAAA